UUAUGGAAUAAUAUGAUCAUACAAACUAAUUUAUAGAGCUUACGUUAGCCUAACAAACACUAGUUCUUAAUCAAACUGCUACUAAAAGUAGGCCUUUCAAAGCUUGAAUAACAUAUUGUAUCUGAUAUAAAAUAAUGUAGAUAAAUAUUUUUCAUUAGAUUUCUUAAAACACUGCAAACUAAAUGAAAUUUAUAUAACGUCAGAAUUGUUUCCUCUUGUAGAUUUCGGUGAAAUUCUCUACUGUAGUCACGUGUCUGCCUAUCAUUACUUCGUUGCAUCUAUCAACUCAAAAUGUGCACUUUACGGUUACGUAUGUGACAGUUACGAUAAUUUUCUGCGAGGAAAAUGCCACAGGGGAUGUGGCAAAAAUAACUCUUUAUGCGCCCCAAUGGGUUUGAAAGCAAUCGAAUGGCAUCACUACAUUCGACCCGAUUCCACAAAAAUGUUCCUUCAGACUACAGUCGAUAUACCGUAUUGUAUGUAUCAUUAUUAUGUAGAAUUAGUAUGCAAUUACAGAGACGAAGAAAUGCUCUAUAAAUAUGGAAGGAAUAAUAAUAAACUAUUCAUCAAUUUAUACGGAUCAAAAUUACAGACGGGUUUUCAAGAAGUUUCUUUUAUAAGCACGCGUUUCAACUCUAAACCUACAGUGGAAUUUUUGUUAGCUUCGAAAAAUGUGGGUGUUAUUCACAGAGUAGAUCUCAAAUGGAAGCAAGCCAAUGAAAUAGGAAUUUAUUUAGAUUUGUGUGGUCCUUCUUACAACGCUAAACAGGAAUGUAACGAAUGCUCUUUCUGUUUUAAAGAAAUCAGAAUCUAUACUCUAGAGACGAAUGUUUGGAAUAUAUUCUACAGUGAUAACUACACAUCGACCCGGAACGAAACCAAAACUUUUCGUGUCACUCCACAUCAUGACUCUUGGAAAUCUUCGUUCGUAGAAACAUCCCUGUACAGAUAACACAUUUAACUAUUGAUAAAUUUGUUUUAUAUUCUAUGAAUAUAAAUUAUAUAUUACGUAACUUCUAACAAAAACAAAUAUGUACAAAAUUAAGCAAGUAAUUAUUCGCUCGUCAGUCUCAGGUAUGAACUUAUGUAUAUAAACAAUAACAUUUUAAAAAAAAGAGAAUAAAAUAUAUUAUAUAAAUAUUUAAAUUUUUGUUUAUUGAAGCAUAAUUUCCGCUCUUUCUCUGCAAAACAGAGCAUACAGUAUUUCUUUAUAUCAAAUAGGAGAAAUCUAGAUCAACAUUACUUUUGUUUUUAUUCACUUAAAAAUCUCUUUUGAAAACUCUAGAACAGGUGAUUUAUUUUCUAAGAUUUCUACUUUGAAAACCAUGAAAAAAAGGGGGGAACCAAAAAUCGAUUUAAAUUACUUUAAGCUGUCUUUCCUCGAAGGUCGAAUUUUAUGAAAGAUUAAUGGUUUUAUGUAACCAUUAACCUUUCACACAAUUCUAAAUUCCUCGUGUAAUAAAACAAAGGAGAAUAAAAUUUAUAAUAGUAAACACUCUCAAACGCAUGGAUGAACACGUGCUUUCUAUUACUCAAUUCAGUUACGUAAGCUUUGUUUAGCAUACACUACAAGUAUUUUUAAAUCUACUUUUCGACAAAAGAGGGCGACACUGUAUAAAAUUACCGUAACGUUCUACGUUACGCAAUAUUUCGAAACUGAUGCUUUUUAGAUCAAUAAUGCUACACACAAAAUGAAACCAAACCUACUCUUGUUUAGAUACGAAACCAGACGACCCCCCUUCAAUAAGUUCUAUAAUUCAUCUAAAUAUUUCAACGGAAUUCUUUUUUUUUUUAAAUUGAAGCUAAGGAGCACAUACCAUCCCUCAUCGUAACACGCCACAUCACGUGUCGAACGAUCGUGAUGUUGAAGAAAUUUCCAAACAAAAAAAAACGGUUUUACAGAUCGAUAUUCGAGAAAACGAAAGCGUAUACUUUUCUUCAGAAAGGUCGCGAUUUGAUUUAAUAAUAAUUAAAUUCGAGUUCUCUAAUCUGUAUUCUGCUUCCUCCCGGUUACUCGAUCUUCCGUUACUUUUCCUAGAAGGCUGGCGUAGUAAGGUAAACGUGUGAAUGUAAAUGGCUAUCGCAUUUCCGUGUUGAAGUUAGCCGUUUUCGUGUAGCUCGUUAGUAAUACGAAGAAAAAUUCCGCCUGAUAUUUUUCGACCAAUACCGGGAAAGAUGCAUCGACUUAAAUUAAAAGAAUUCACGUGAUACAAUGGAUUCCGGUAAUUCACCAUUCCAGGAAACAUUGAUCGAUGAAGGAAUUUCCCAUGAGUAGAAAAGGGAAAGGAUACUUCGAAAGUGAUGUUGCUCGACUUCUAAACGUCUUCCAACCUCGAAAACAUUCCGCUAGCUGUAAAAAGAAUUAAAACAGAACGCUUUUUAUGCGACGUAUAAAGCAAAUUAAACACAAUAAAAAUGAACGAACUAGAUUGUUGCAACAACAAAAAACCUAGUUGUUUGAGCACACCUGCGAAGGUUAAAAAUCAGCUCGUGGACCUUAGUAACAUAUGGUGUGACGUCACAGUAGCGGUCGUUAUGCAUGGGGACGACGAUCAGACACUUUUCAAGGUUAUCUGUCGCUAAUUUAAGGGAAUAAGCAAACAAUGGUGAAAAU
Messenger RNA from Centruroides sculpturatus (bark scorpion), 2614 nucleotides. RefSeq lists its product as uncharacterized. Lineage: Eukaryota; Metazoa; Arthropoda; Arachnida; Scorpiones; Buthidae. The record is from RefSeq and is a predicted model, not a curated record. Gene Ontology annotation, molecular function: protein binding. The transcript has 5 exons. The coding region runs from base 389 to 952 and encodes 187 amino acids.